AAAAAACUAAGAAAAUAGCGUGUGCAUGACGUCACGGAGCGAGCUGACCAAUCAGAGGACAGGUGACGGCGGUUUGAAAGCGGGAAUGGCUGAAGCUGUGUUGCAGCGCUGUGACCCGGUUCUGUUGGACCACUGUGGAGACUCUGAACAUCCAGACUUUGCUGAAGCAGCCCGGAUGGUUCUCUACCUCACAGACAGUCGUCGUGUUCAGAAAGUGUUGUGGCGUCAGCUGUUUGUCUUGGACUCAAUGGUGUCUCUUCUGGAAGGUCUGGAGUCUGUCCAACAACUGCUGACUCAGGCCUGUCCCACACAGCCUGAGGGCGGGGCUCGGAGCAGGUGGAAGUACCUGAAGGAGCAGAACAGGUCUGUGGUGGAGGAGACGGAGAAUCUGCUCAGAUCUUUACAGGACAGAGUUCAACACAUCCACAACAGACGACACACACUCACACAAGUCAUGCAGCAGCUACACAACAAGAGGCAGCACUGUGAACAGCUGGAGGCAUCACUGUUGAAGGCCCAGAAUGCACUGCAGUUGUGUGAUCGUCAGCUGACUAAGUUGAGGGUGGAGUCUGAAGCAGUGCUCGGUCAGCUGAUCAGCUGGCAGCAAGUUAGAGACGGGUUGCAGGUUCGUGUCUCUGCUGCACAGAACGUCAUGCAGGUCGAGCUGCUGUCCAUCAACCAAUUAGAGCUCUGUGUGGCGCUGAGGCCACGCCCCUGCUCUGUGUCAUCCAGAGAGCUGGACCCACUGAUGCUGUCAAUCAUCUGGAGUUCAGAUGACCACUUCAGACUGAAGGUGAGUGACAGCAUGUCCGGCCUGGUAGAGAGUUGUGUGUGUGGCCGUCGUUGGGAGGUGAGCGCCGCCCUGCUGGAGGUGAUGCAGUGUUACGUGGGUCAGACUGAGCUGUUGUCAGAGAUUCAAACCCUGAGGUCCAGUUUUGCCAUCGACUGGCGUCCCGCUCAGCGUCUGCUGGUCUACCUUAAGUCUGCAGUGAUAGUGUGCCACGUAGAGGUGGAGGAGGGAUAUCCACACAGUGGACAAGUUCACCUGCUGAGUGUACGCAGAGACGGAAAACCUGUGGACACCAGUGGACUGAAGGCUCAUAAACCUCUCUCUCUCACCAGCUUGUUGGUCACCCUCUGUUCUUCCCCUCUCAUCUGACAUGUCUCAUGUGUCCACUAGAGGUCACUCUCAUUGUAUGAGUGUGUACAUGUAAAUAUGUAACUGUUCCUGGCUCCGCCUGCUGCCUCCUGAUUGGUUGUGUGGAUACUGUGCAGUUGACCAAUCAAGAAUCAAGAAGUUUUAUUGUCAUUAUGAGGACAUAAUGAAAGUCCUCAUAAUGAAAGACUCCCGGCUUGAGGUACAAAUCAGAGGUCAGAGUGAAAAUAUGACCUUUUGACCUUCUUGUGGUCCAUGUGGCUCCGCCCCCUCUCUGUUUUGUUAUAAGUUUCUAAUAAACUGAUCAAAGGUUAA
Molecule: messenger RNA, 1471 nt
Organism: Solea solea (common sole)
Lineage: Eukaryota; Metazoa; Chordata; Actinopteri; Pleuronectiformes; Soleidae
Exons: 9
Coding region: 26-1159 (377 amino acids)
Biological process (GO): mitotic cell cycle checkpoint signaling; establishment of localization in cell; mitotic sister chromatid segregation
Cellular component (GO): nuclear body; dendrite; kinetochore
Source: RefSeq, a predicted model, not a curated record